CCAGGUAUUGAGGGAAGAGGAGGGAGGGGAAGACAGAAGGAGAGCUGCAUGAAGAAGUAGUGAAACAAUGAGAGAUGAGAAUUCCAAGAAAAGCAAGUUCUCUUGGUCAAAAAACCUGGUUAGGAAGUGGUUCAAUAUCAAGGGCAAAACAGAAGAAUUUCAAGCUGAUGAAGUUGUUUAUGGAGGAGGUGAUGCUGAAUGGAGGAAUAGUUUCUCUGAGAGGGAGACAUGCACACUCAAGAAAAGUAGAACAGAAAAAUCAAGCAAGAAUACGGGGCGUGUCCGGAGAGGGAGAGGAAGAGGUAGAGGGUAUCUUGAUCAUCCUCAGAUUAUAAAUGUACAAAACCAUAGCAUCUUUGUAGGAACAUGGAAUGUGGGUGGAAAGUCCCCACCAAGUAAUUUGAAUCUAGAGGACUGGCUACAUGGCUCACCUCCAGCAGACAUUUAUGUACUUGGAUUUCAAGAAAUAGUUCCUUUGAAUGCUGGUAAUAUUCUUGGUGCUGAAGACAAUGGCCCUACCAAAAAAUGGCAAGCUUUGAUUCGGAAAACGCUGAACAAUCUUCCUGCAACUAGUGGAGGAAGUGGAUGUUAUACACCUUCUCCCAUCCCUGAUCCAGUUGCUGAAUACGAUGCAGAUUUUGAGGGAUCAAACAGGCCGAAGGCAUCAUCCUUCCUCCAUCGCCGAUCAUUCCAGACUCCACACAGCUGGCGAAAGGACAAUGACCUAUCAAUUCCACAACCUCACCUUGAUCGGCGAUUCAGUGUCUGUGACAAGGUAAUCUAUGGUCAUAGGCCAAGUGACUAUGACUCUAAUAGCAGAUGUGGUCACAGGCGUAGUGACUAUGAUUCUAGUAGCAGAUGGGAUCACAGGCCAAGUGAUUGUUCCUCAGGUCGUAGGCCAAGUGACUACUCUUGGGGUCAGAGGCCAAGCGACUAUUCUUGGGGACAGAGAUCGAGUGACUAUUCUUGGGGACAGAGAUCGAGUGACUAUUCUUGGGGUCAGAGACCAAGUGACUAUUCCAGAUGGGGCUCAUCUGAUGAUGAUUAUUGGCCUGGAGAUUCACCUAGCACUGUGUUAUUCUCACCAAGGUCUAAUGGUGGAUAUGCACCGAUGGACAAUGGAUAUAGAAUGACAGGGCAGUCAAGGUAUUGCUUAGUUGCAAGUAAGCAAAUGGUUGGCAUUUUCCUCACGAUUUGGGUAAGGAGUGAUUUGAGGGAAAACAUUCGGAACAUUAAAGUAUCUUGUGUUGGCAGAGGAUUGAUGGGUUACCUGGGGAACAAGGGGUCCAUUUCAAUCAGCAUGUUGUUGCAUCAAACUAGCUUUUGUUUCGUUUGCAGUCAUUUGACCUCAGGACAAAAGGAAGGUGAUGAACUAAGAAGGAAUUCAGAUGUCAUGCAGAUCCUUAGGAAGACGAGGUUUCCACGAGUUCAUGGCAUGGGUGAUGAGAAGUCCCCAGAAACAAUCCUUGAACAUGAUCGAAUUAUUUGGCUUGGGGACCUAAAUUAUCGGAUUGCCCUCUCUUAUCGGACUGCUAAGGCACUUGUUGAGAUGCAAAACUGGAGAGCACUGUUAGAGAAAGACCAGUUACGGAUAGAGCAGAGACAGGGUCGUGUUUUUGAGGGAUGGAAAGAAGGGAAGAUAUAUUUCCCACCAACAUAUAAGUAUUCUAAUAAUUCGGACAGAUAUGCAGGGGAUGAUAUGCACCCAAAGGAGAAACGAAGAACACCUGCCUGGUGUGAUCGCAUUUUGUGGUAUAGAGGAGGCCUUCAGCAAUUAUCUUAUGUGCGCGGGGAAUCCAGAUUCUCUGAUCAUAGGCCUGUUUCCAGCAUAUUCUGGGCUGAGGUUGUGUCAGUCUCCAAUCGGUUGAGAAGAAGUAUGAGUUAUUCAAGCUCCAGCAUUGCGGCAGAGGAGCUGUUCCCAUAUUCCCAGGGCUACACUGAACUCUGCUUUUUUUGAAGGAUGGAGGAAAUAAUUAAGGCUCAGAUUUGGCUGCAGGCAGGAAUUGCUUUGAAGAAACUCGUUGUUGAAGGGCAAUGGAGACUUUCCUUCACCCACUAAUUGAAAAAGUCAGGCCUCUUUUCUUUUUCUUGGUUUUGCUGCAGAUUUCGUUGCUCUUGCCUAAUGUUACCCCUCUUUCUCUCAUCAGGUGUACAUAUUUGUAAUUUAGGUGGCUAACUUCACAUGACAAUAUUCAUUCUUCCAUUAACCUCCAUUAAUUUGUUAGAGAGAAUUUAUCAUUCUGGAGCAGAAUUCUACUAAGGGACUACCAAACUCCAACUUUACGGUAUCUCUAAGUUCCAUACAUGAAAUUGCAGUCCUGCAUAAUGACUAGGAUGAACUCAACCAAACCAAGAACUGCUAAGUAGGUGAAAUGAGGUUUUUUCAAUUGUAGAUUCUUUAUGUGUAGAGUAGAGAUUCAUUGUGUGAAAGAGGAUGAAAGAUGGUCAAAAUAAUCAUUUGGGUAUUGCCUUUUUGUUUUCAAUGAAGAGAGAAGUGAAGAUCUGAUGUAUACACACUGACAAAGUUAAAAGAUGUACACAAUUUAUUUCUAUAAGCCCAUUGCUGUUUCUGUUGCUG
Molecule: messenger RNA, 2578 nt
Organism: Ilex paraguariensis (yerba mate)
Lineage: Eukaryota; Viridiplantae; Streptophyta; Magnoliopsida; Aquifoliales; Aquifoliaceae
Source: the annotation of a GenBank genome assembly